Molecule: messenger RNA, 651 nt
Organism: Seminavis robusta
Lineage: Eukaryota; Bacillariophyta; Bacillariophyceae; Naviculales; Naviculaceae
Source: the annotation of a GenBank genome assembly
AUGUCUUCUUCCAACCAAGUCUUCUCCUUCUUUCUUGCUGCCCGUGCUCUGUGCCAUCGAAUGUACAAUGGUGGACUUGGGAUCGCACGUCGUCUUCGCUCAAUCUUUCUCUUUUUUGUAGGCAACCUUCACACUCUCUGUGGACGGAUGAUUGCUCGAAGCGUAGCGUGGACCCCUCUCUUUUCCUUCAGCAGCGAUCAAGCUGAUGAUAUCACGAUGGUUGUCCGCGUCUCUUCCACCAUGGGAUGCAGCCGCCGUGUGCAAGGCUCCUUGGCUGUUGAACAGUAUGGUAACACCACGCUUUUUCGGGUGCUGAUUGAUGGUCACGAGGUGAUCGAUGGAGUUGAUGGCAGCAACCAGCCCGGUGACCGCUUCCAAGGAGCCGUGUACCUUCCUGAAAGCGUUCAGUGGGAGCCAGUCUUCAAGAAAGUGAAGAGUGCCAAUACAACAUCCAUCCGUGGUCGAUGUGCGUUUGUGAAGUUUGGACCAAAUGUCUCUGGUAUCACUGCUCUCCAGGUCACUUUGAUCCAUAGCAACAAGAACAAGAGCUUUGAUGCCAAACGAGUGAGCGCAGCUUUAGAGGCAUGCAUUGCGAACGCUUCAGAGGCAGUCAACAUGGUGUCGAACAACAACAACAGCUUCCAUUUGUAG